UUGGGGUAGAGUAACAAGGAACUUCCCCAUCAGAUCAUCACAACCAUUAUAAUAAUAUAAUGUGAAGGCAAAGAAGUCCUCUAGGGUCGAAGACUUGUGUCCUUUCCUCCCAAAUCACAAAUAAAACAAAGAACAAGACCUGAAGUCUUUGUGUACAUGGGGAAUUUCCAGGAAGUUAAACAAGACAACUUAGAGAUUAGAACUAUCAUCGUCUGAUCAACGUAGAGACCGUGUGUGUACAAUCUUUCACACCCUCUGUGUAAUGUCUGAGAAAAUACUUGGAUUUGAAACCCCAUUAUUAGAAUUGUACAUAUGCCUAAGCCAGGGUUUUAUUUUUUGGUUCAUAAAAAAAAGUUUUUGAUGGGUUUUACCGUCCAGAUUUUAACCUACCCGGCUAAGACCCUGCGUCUCCAAAUAAAAACAAAAAAUUAACAAACACUUGAUUGGGGUAGAGUAACAAGUUCUUCCCAAUCAAAUCAUCACUAUAAUAUGAAGGCAAGGACUUGGGUCGAAGACUUGAUGCCCUUUCCUACCAUAUCACAUAUAAACAAUGAACAAGACCGGAAAUUUCCAGGAAGUCAGCAUCUUUUUUCUUUGAGUUACUUCCGUUCUCUUCCUACAGACUUACCCUGCCGCCAGAGUCUUACUCUUGUUUCUUCGACUGUUUCUCCACAAAACAACGGCGGUGUUUUUCUUGUUUCUCUCUAUCUUUUUGUUUGUUUAUAUCUGGAGAUUCAUCAUACGAAACCAUCAUAUAUCUCCAUCGCCAUCUACUCCUUCCACCUUAACCACCGCCCAGCCACAAGGAAUGAAAUAUGAUGUCUUCCUUAGUUUCAGAGGAGAAGACACUCGUUUUGAUUUUACCAGCCACCUCUAUGCCGCUUUGAACCGGAAACAAAUCCUCACUUUCAUAGAUUAUCAGCUUGUGAGAGGAGAUGAGAUCUCGGCAUCACUUCUGAGAACAAUUGAAGAGGCCAAGCUUUCUGUGAUUGUUUUUUCUGAAAACUAUGCAUCUUCCAAAUGGUGCUUGGAGGAGCUUGCAAAGAUUUUUGACCGUAGAAAAAAUAAUGGACAACUAGUUAUUCCGGUAUUCUACCAGGUGGAUCCAUCCCAUGUAAGAAAUCAAACAGGAAGCUUUCGGGAUGCAUUUGCUAGACUUAUAAAGAAGAAAGCUUUGACGAUGGACAAAGAGCAGAGCUUCAGAGACGCUUUGAAGGAUACAGCCACUCUAUCUGGAUGGACCUUAGGGAAUUCUCAGCUGGAGUCUGAAUUUAUUGAGAAAAUCGUUGGAGAUGUUUUGGAAAAAUUGCAUGCCAUGCCUUCAAGUCACACUAUGGCGGGUCUAUUUGGAAUUGGUGUUCGUGUUAGCGAAGUUGAGUCUUUGUUAAAUAUGGAAUCUCCAGAUGUUCUCAUUGUAGGGAUAUGGGGAAUGGGUGGUAUCGGUAAGACAACGAUUGCUGAAGUUGUGUGCAGCAAGGUUCGUUCUCGAUUUGAAAGAAUCUUUGUUGAAAACUUUAGGCAACAAUCUGAUUUGCGAAGAAGCUUUCUUUCAUGGCUGCUUGGCCAAGAAACUCUGAACACUAUGGGCUUCUUGAGUUUUCAAGAUUCUUUUGUGAGGGAUAGACUUCGUCGAAUAAAGGUUUUUAUUGUUCUGGAUGAUGUGGAUGAUUUAAUGCGUUUUGAAGAAUGGAGAGAUUUGCUUGACGGACGAAACAGUUCAUUUGGUCCGGGCAGUAAAGUUCUCAUAACAAGUAGAGACAAACAAGUGCUUAGUAAUGUAGUAGACAAGACAUACAAGGUUCAGGGGUUGACCAAUGAACAAGCUAUCCAACUCUUUAGCUCAAAAGCCUUGAAGAAUUGCAUCCCCACAAGUGAUCACAGACACUUGAUAGAACAGAUUGGAAGGCGUGUACAAGGCAAUCCGUUAGACCUUAAAGUUUUGGGUUCUUUUCUCUAUGGUAAAAGCAUAGAAGAAUGGCGCAGUGCAUUGAAUAAACUAGCUCAGCAUCCUUCAAUCGAAAGGGUGUUGAGAAUUAGUUACGAUGGGUUGGAUUCAGAACAAAAAUCCAUAUUUCUUGACAUAGCACAUUUCUUCAUAGGAAGAUCGGAGCCAGACAAAGCAACAGGAAUAUUAGAUUGCUUAUAUGGUCGGUCUGUGAAGUUCGAUAUAAGCACGCUCAUUGAUAAGUGUCUCAUAACUCGUACUCAUAAGAUUUCCAAUAACGAGCUAGAAAUGCAUGAUUUACUACGAGAAAUGGCAUUUAACAUUGUUCGUGCAGAAUCUGAUUUUCCUGGCGAACGUAGCAGGUUAUGUCAUCCUCCUGAUGUCGUUCAAGUAUUGAAGGAAAAUAAGGGAACUCAAAAAAUUAAAGGCAUAUCUUUGGACAUGUACUGGUUAUGGAGACAUAUACACUUGAAAUCUGAUGCCUUCGCAAUGAUGGAUGAUGGUCUUAGAUUUCUCAAUUUCUAUCACGAUGGUUUCUCCAAAGAAAAUAAAGUGCACCUUCCUCCUACUGGCCUCGAAUAUCUUCCUAAUGAGCUGAGAUAUUUGCGAUGGGAUGGAUUCCCUUCGAAAUCCUUGCCGCCAUCUUUUCGUGCUGAACACCUUGUCGAGCUUCACCUACGCAAAAGCAAGCUUGUAAAACUUUGGACAGGAGUAAAGGAUGUUGUAAAUUUAAGAACCAUUGACCUAUCUGACUCUACAUAUUUGACGGAAUUGGCAGAUCUAUCAAUGGCCAAAAAUUUAGUGUCCUUAAGACUUGACGACUGUCCAAGUUUAACCGAGGUUCCGUCAUCUCUUCAAUAUCUUGACAAGCUCGAAAAAGUUAGUCUCCUUCGUUGCUUAAAUCUUAGAAGAUUUCCAAUGCUUGAUUCAAAGGUUCUCAGACACCUUGAAAUAAAUCGGUGCCUAGAUGUGACCACGUGUCCAACGAUUUCACAAAAUAUGGAAACGUUAAUAUUGGAAGAAACUUCAAUCAAAGAAGUUCCACAAUCAGUUACUGGCCGGUUGAAAUUACUUUUUCUAAAAGGUUGCUCAAAGAUGACCAAGUUUCCGGAGAAUUUAGAGGAUAUAGAAAUUUUAUCUCUAAUAGGAACUGCUGUUAAAGAGGUGCCCUCAUCAAUCCAGUAUCUCACAAGACUCUACAAUUUGAAUAUGAAUGGUUGCUCAAAACUUGAGAGCUUCCCAGAAAUCACAGUGCCUAUGGAAUCUUUGUGGAGACUUAACUUGAGUAAAACAGGCAUUAAAGAGAUACCUUUGAUAUCAUUUAAGCAUAUGAUAUCUUUGACGUCUCUGUAUUUAGAUGGAACGCCUAUUAAAGAGCUACCCUUAUCGAUCAAAGAUAUGGUACAUUUGGAAGAACUGACUUUGCAUGGAACACCUAUUAAAGCGUUACCUGAGCUUCCCCCUUCGCUGAGGAAGCUAACAACACAUGACUGUGCAUCACUAGAAACCACCAAUAUCGGUAGAUUAGAGUUAGGAUUGGAUUUUACAAAUUGCGUCAAAUUGGAUCAGAAACCACUGGUAGCAGCAAUGCAUUUGGAAAUUCAGGUAUCUCUCUUAACCCCCUUGUCUUUCUUUCUUCUCUCUUUCUUGCUUGCUUCAUCACAUUUUCGAAAUGUGACUUUUGUGUUACAGUCCGGAAAGCAGAUCCCACAUGGCAGAAUUAAAAUGGUUCUACCGGGAAGUGAAAUUCCAGAAUGGUUCGGUGACAAAGGAAUUGGAUCUUCACUCACCAUACAGUUGCCCUCAAAUUGUCAUCAGCUCAAGGGAAUUGCUUUCUGCCUUGUCUUUCUACUCCCUCUUCCCUCCCAGGACAUGCUUUAUGAAUUCGGUGAUCGUUAUGAUGCUAAUGUAUAUUGUGAUUACCAUGUUAAGAGUAAAAACGGUGAGCAUGAUGGUGAUGAUGAAGUCGUCUUAGCUUCCGGGAAAACAAAUGUUAUAACAUUUAACAUGAAGAAAUGGGACUCGGAUCACAUGGUUCUACAUUACAGUAAUUUCAAUUUGGUAAAUCGUUUACGUGAAUAUUCUGGCAAUGAAGUUGCAAUUAAAUUCUACCAUUCUAUUCACAACCAUGGAAUUGGGAAGGUAGGUCAUGAGAUCCGAAGGCCUUCCGAGUUGAAAAGUUGUGGGGUGUAUCUGGACUUUGAUGAAAAUAUACCGGCGGACAAAAAGUUCAAAAGAAAAUUUUGGGAGAUAUAAAAGAAAUAGAAAGGGUGAGAGAGUUCUGUAAUUACUGCAAAUUGAUCUUCAAUUAUUACUUGGUUUUCAAGAUAGCUGUAAAUAUUGUUAUUCCCUUGCAACUGACUAACGAACUAACUUUCUGUUAUUCAA
This is a messenger RNA of Populus nigra (black poplar), 4333 nucleotides long. Its product is annotated as disease resistance protein RPV1-like. Bases 809 to 4201 code for a protein of 1130 amino acids. Gene Ontology annotation, molecular function: ADP binding. Lineage: Eukaryota; Viridiplantae; Streptophyta; Magnoliopsida; Malpighiales; Salicaceae. The record is from RefSeq and is a predicted model, not a curated record. The transcript has 4 exons. Gene Ontology annotation, biological process: defense response; signal transduction.